GCGAUUUCACCUUAUCCCUUCGAGCGGAGAUCAAUACCAUGUCGCCCCUGUUUAAGAUAUGGGUGUAUUAUGGAGAUUACAGAACCUCAUCCGGACAUAAUGCUCGCUUAAUAGAUGGGAAACUCCAAAAUGACGACGAGAUUUUCGAUGGCCAGCCCCACAGGGCAAAGGUGUUAAUACUAACCACAUAUCGGACAUUGACUAGUCGUCAUGGACCAUCUGCAGCAAAAUAUGGUGUGAAAAGGAGAAGAUCACCUAUGAUCCACCUCGGCCGCCUCGAAAAUGGAAAGGUUCUUUGGUCGGGCUCUUCGAGAUUGCUGUCUUUGACGAAGCGCAUACAAUGCGCAACAGAGGUACGCAAUUAUCUAUAACUGCGAAGUGGAUAUACGCGGGAUUCAAUCUCUUGCUGACAGGGAUACUGUUUUUCAACAGUGUCCUUGAUUUUCCUGAAUAUGCGGGCUCUUUGCUAAAAGACAAUGAUAUUAAACCAGAGCAACUGACGGCUGACCUUUUUAACCUACCAAAGGGGGAUGUGAAAGAAAGUUUGCUGUUCAUUCCUGCAGCAUUGACCAAAGUCAUCUUCGCGGACGGAUUUACACCGGAAAUUAAAAGAAAAGAAAAAGGAGCAAAAACCGAAAGAGGCUAUGGAAAAUCUGGGUCUCAAAGAUUCAACGCCCCUUUCCGCACUUGUUACCACAUUAGUUCCUGCCUUGAUCAUCGCAGUCAGUUUAUCACCGGCAUCGAGCUUGAUGCCAGGCUCUCUAUAGAUGCAGUCGGUGUAGAGAGUCUCCUUCCAC
Aspergillus caelatus is the source of this 797-nucleotide messenger RNA. RefSeq lists its product as uncharacterized. Bases 39 to 371 code for a protein of 110 amino acids. The transcript is spliced from 2 exons. The record is from RefSeq and is a predicted model, not a curated record. Lineage: Eukaryota; Fungi; Ascomycota; Eurotiomycetes; Eurotiales; Aspergillaceae.